CAUUUAAUGCCGAUUGACGUUUUUGCAGUAUGUGCUAAAUGUAAAUAUGGACACCAAUUUACGUUAAAGCCGAAUGCUGUUAUACAUAUAAUGGCUUAUCACAGAAAAAUGAUGCACAGCUUUUUAAUAUCUAAUUAUCUUGCAAAAGAAAUUAUAAAUUUAAAGAAUAUUACAAAAUGGAUUCCACUCAAAAGAAAAAUUAAAAGAGCACUAAUAAAUUACCUUGUCAAAGAACAAACUGAUUUUUCGGUUCCAAACUCCUUUGCUGACUCCAUUAAAAUGCUAUUGGUUAACGGAUCUUCACAGUAUAAACUAUGGUUAAAAAGAGCUAUUGCUUUAGAUGAUGUCCAGACUUAUUUAAAAAGAGUUAAUAAGUUUACGCAAGGUAGUGCGAAACAGUUCAGAAGUUUGCCAGAUAUAAUUGAACCAUACACCCCAGCAGAGGAAGAAUAUGAUUAUGGAGAUAUUACUGGAUAUGCUUAUGAGGGUAUUGAACUUCCAAGCAAUAAUAACAUACCUGAGCCUACACCUGGAAUUUAUUCCAAGUUCAUCUUAAAAGAUAAUAUUGGUUUAGAUGUAAACAAAAAUAGUAAAAAUGGAUACGGAAAUCUUUAUAGAGAUUCCUCAUCUCAUUAUGAAGAAAAUUCCGAACGUCUAAACAUUGUAACCGAUUUAUCGAAACAGAAGAGAGAAAUAAACUUCAAGGACAUUACUGACAUUGCACUAACAACUUUGGCGUAUUUAUCGUUUGGAAUGUUUACUUUACAAGUGCUAAUGUGCAUAGUUAUGACUAAAGAAGAUGAACGAAAUGUAAUGAUGCUGCCCUUUGAAGUUACGGAAUCUACUGACCCCAUUGAUGAGAUUGAAGAAAUUAGAAGACGAAAGCGAUCUAUUGAGCAAAAUCAUAGUUUUGCAAAGAUUAUCGACUUAUCCAAAUUUAUACUCAUUUCUGUAGAACAUAUUUCCUCACUUGGAAGAUCAUCAACUAUUUCAAAUGAAACGAAUAUAUUUUGCAAUUUAUUCUCUAAAUUGAAAUUAUCGUUAUAUCAAAAAUCUUGGAUAUCACUAGCUAUGUAA
Molecule: messenger RNA, 1077 nt
Organism: Drosophila takahashii
Lineage: Eukaryota; Metazoa; Arthropoda; Insecta; Diptera; Drosophilidae
Source: RefSeq, a predicted model, not a curated record